Molecule: messenger RNA, 1692 nt
Organism: Nestor notabilis (Kea)
Lineage: Eukaryota; Metazoa; Chordata; Aves; Psittaciformes; Psittacidae
Product: ribonuclease inhibitor-like
Exons: 9
Coding region: 17-1387 (456 amino acids)
Cellular component (GO): cytoplasm
Molecular function (GO): protein binding
Source: RefSeq, a predicted model, not a curated record
UAUCUCAGCUGUCAAAAUGGAGCUUGACAUCCAGUGUGAGGAGAUGAGCCCAUCUAGAUGGGCUGAACUUCUGUCCACAAUGAAAUCCUGCAAAACCAUCAGGUUGGAUGACUGCAAUCUCUCCAGCAACAAUUGUGAGGAUCUCUCCUCCAUCAUCAGUACAAAUCCAUCCCUUGCAGAGCUGAAGCUGAACAACAAUGAGCUGGGAGAUGAAGGCAUUGAAUACCUGUGUAAAGGGUUGCUGAUGCCAAGCUGUAGCCUUCAGAAGUUAUGGCUGCAAAACUGCAAUCUGACCAGUGCCAGCUGUGAGACGCUCCGCUCCGUCCUCAGCGCACAGCCGUCCCUGACAGAGCUGCACGUAGGUGAUAACAAACUGGGGACUGCUGGAGUGAAGGUGCUGUGUCAAGGGAUGAUGAACCCCAACUGUAAGCUGCAGAAGCUGCAGCUGGAGUAUUGUGAACUCACAGCUGAUAUUGUGGAAGCUCUCAAUGCCGCUCUGCAAAGCAAGCCCACCCUGAAGGACCUCACCCUGAGUAACAACACACUGGGAGAUACAGCAGUAAAGCAGCUGUGCCAGGGCCUGGUGGAGGCAAGCUGCAACCUAGAGUUACUACACCUGGAGAACUGUGGCAUAACCAGCAAUAGCUGUCGGGAGAUCAGCGCUGUUCUCAGUAGCAAGUCAUCACUGAUAGAUCUCUCUGUGGGGGAUAACAAGAUCGGGGACUCCGGUCUGGCUCUGCUCUGCCAAGGACUGAUGCAUCCUAACUGCAGAAUCCAGAAGCUAUGGUUAUGGGACUGUGAUCUCACAAGUGCUAGCUGUAAAGAUCUCUCCAGACUCAUCAGUACAAAAGAGAGCCUCACAGAGAUCAGUCUGAUAGACAACAACCUGAGAGACUCGGGGAUGGAAAUGCUGUGUCAGGCGCUCAAGGAUCCCAGGUCUAAACUCCAGGAGCUAUGGGUUAGGGAGUGUGGGCUCACGACUGCUUGCUGCAAGGCUGUCGGCUCUGCUCUCAGCGUGAACAAGCACUUGAAAGUACUGCACAUGGGUGAGAACAAGUUGGGAGAUGCAGGUGUUGAACUCAUGUGUGAAGGGCUGCUGCACCCCAACUGCAACAUCCAGUCCCUAUGGCUGGGUAACUGCGAUGUCACGUCAGCCUGCUGCGCAACCCUCGCCACUGUCAUGGCUACCAAGCAGUGCCUUACCGAGCUGGACCUGAGCUACAACCCGCUGGAAGAUGAAGGCAUCAGGAAGAUCUGCGAAGCCUUGAGGAACCCCAGCUGCAAUGUGCAGCAGUUAAUUUUGUACGACAUUUUGUGGAGUGCUGAAGUGGAUGAUGAACUGAGAGCGCUGGAAGAGUCCAAGCCUGAGGUGAAGAUCAUUUCAUGAGUGGUGACUGCCUAAGGAGAAACGUCAAAGCAACGUCCUCAUCUUAACCUGAACUUUUUAAUUCAUAAAGCCAAUUAAUUUAAUAGAGAAUUUGCUUGUACCAAAAUAUUUGUGGAUUUCCUGAGUGGGUGUCCAGGGAGCUGACAAGCCUUCUGUGCAUCUCUGGAUGUACUAACUCCAAGGCUCAUGAAAGCAUUGUUCAUUUUCACUGCAGCAUUACUAUCCUUGAAAUAAACAAUUACUGGGCAUCUUCUAGAUGUGGUCUCUACCCUUUAGGAGCUCAUUAAUCUUAUAAUCCCUUCUAA